AUGGGCAGCACGGGCAGUGCCAACUCGCACGAGCACGAGUACGACGACGACGACUUCCUCGGCGGCGGAGGCGGCGCGAGCAGCAGUGCGGCGCAGCAGCAGCGGCAGAGCGGCAAGAGCGAGAGUGUGGAUGACGUCGAGGGCGAGGAGGAGGAGGACGACUCGGACGACGACGCGCCGGCCAAGAGCAAGCGCAAGCGGGCACGCACAAACACGGCCGCGUCGGCCAACGGCGCCGACGGCAAGAGCGAGCGCGACAACGCUACGGGCCGCCGUAAGAUCCGCAUCGAGUUCAUCGAGGACGACAGCCGGCGGCACAUCACGUUCAGCAAGCGCAAGGCGGGCAUCAUGAAGAAGGCGUACGAGCUCGCGACAUUGACCGGCACGCAGGUGCUGCUGCUCGUCGUCUCGCAGACGGGCCUGGUGUACACAUUUACCACGCCCAAGCUGGCGCCGGUGGUCAAGGAGAACGCGGGCAAGGAGCUGAUCCGGCGCUGUCUCGAGUCGGACGAG
This is a messenger RNA of Tilletiopsis washingtonensis, 513 nucleotides long. Its product is annotated as SRF-TF-domain-containing protein. The annotation marks the transcript as partial. Gene Ontology annotation, biological process: positive regulation of transcription by RNA polymerase II. The record is from RefSeq and is a predicted model, not a curated record. The transcript has 2 exons. Gene Ontology annotation, molecular function: DNA-binding transcription factor activity, RNA polymerase II-specific; protein dimerization activity; RNA polymerase II cis-regulatory region sequence-specific DNA binding. Lineage: Eukaryota; Fungi; Basidiomycota; Exobasidiomycetes; Entylomatales.